GCGGCGGUGAUAAAGCCCCCGCGCUGCCUGGCCGGCUAGUGCAGUGGUUGCACCGGAGCGCGGGCUGCAAGCGUCACCACCGCCUGUCCCCCACCGCCGCGCCGACCUCCUUCCCGGCUCCGGCCGCCACCUGGGGAUCCAAGCGAGGACGGAUCUGGAUUUAAGCCCCAGCUGGAGAAGUCAGCACCCUUACUCAACUCCCUUGUGCCAGGAAAGGCCACCAGCAAGCCGGAGCAGCCUUCUCCUUGGCUGUCCUUGUUGGAAGGAACCAUGAAUUGGCAUUUUCCCUUCUUCAUCUUGACCACAGUGACUUUAUCCUCUGUGUACUCCCAGCUCAACUCUCUGUCACUCGAGGAACUAGGCUCUGACACAGGGAUCCAGGUUUUCAAUCAGAUCAUCAAAUCACAGCCUCAUGAGAACGUUGUCAUUUCUCCGCACGGGAUUGCGUCCAUCUUGGGCAUGCUGCAGCUGGGGGCUGACGGCAGGACGAAGAAGCAGCUCUCAACGGUGAUGCGAUACAAUGUGAACGGAGUCGGAAAAGUGCUGAAGAAGAUCAACAAGGCUAUUGUCUCCAAAAAGAAUAAAGACAUUGUGACCGUGGCCAAUGCUGUGUUUGUCAGGAAUGGCUUUAAAGUGGAAGUGCCUUUUGCAGCAAGGAACAAAGAGGUGUUUCAGUGUGAAGUACAGAGUGUGAACUUCCAGGACCCGGCCUCUGCUUGUGAUGCCAUCAAUUUUUGGGUCAAAAAUGAGACGAGGGGCAUGAUUGACAACCUACUUUCCCCAAAUCUGAUCGAUAGUGCUCUUACCAAACUGGUCCUCGUUAACGCAGUGUAUUUCAAGGGUUUGUGGAAAUCCCGGUUUCAACCUGAGAACACGAAGAAACGGACCUUCGUGGCAGGUGAUGGAAAAUCCUACCAAGUACCCAUGCUAGCCCAGCUCUCCGUGUUCCGCUCUGGGUCUACCAAAACCCCAAAUGGCUUAUGGUACAACUUCAUUGAGCUACCCUACCAUGGUGAGAGCAUCAGCAUGUUGAUCGCCCUGCCAACAGAGAGCUCCACCCCACUGUCCGCCAUCAUCCCUCACAUCAGUACCAAGACCAUCAAUAGCUGGAUGAACACCAUGGUACCCAAGAGGAUGCAGCUGGUCCUGCCCAAGUUCACAGCUGUGGCACAAACAGAUCUGAAGGAGCCACUGAAAGCCCUUGGCAUUACUGAGAUGUUUGAACCGUCAAAGGCAAAUUUUGCAAAAAUAACAAGGUCAGAGAGCCUUCACGUCUCUCACAUCUUGCAGAAAGCAAAAAUUGAAGUCAGCGAAGAUGGGACCAAAGCCGCAGUAGUGACAACUGCAAUCCUAAUUGCAAGGUCAUCGCCUCCCUGGUUUAUAGUAGACAGGCCUUUCCUGUUCUGCAUCCGACACAAUCCCACAGGUGCCAUCUUGUUCCUGGGGCAGGUGAACAAGCCCUGAAGGACGGACAAAACAAAAGCCACGCAAAGCCAAGACGACUUUGCUCCGAAGAGAGACUCCCUUCCCCACAUCUUUCAUAGUUCUGUUAAAUAUUUUUAUACACUGCUUUCCUUUUUUGAAACUGGUUCAUGGCGACAGUUAAGUGACACAAGUGUUUCUGGUCAGGGCUGUGUCAGAAGAAAGGGCAGGAUGGCUGGGAUGCUGUACGGAAGAACGAAGAGGCGGGUUUCAGGACGUCUAGAAGAUUUCUUUAAACUACUGAUCAGUUACCUAGGUUAACAACCCUCUCGAGUAUUUGCUGUCUGUCGGGUUCAGCAUUUUUGUUCCGUUCUUGUGUAUAUGUGUGACGUUCCGGGAGAGGUUUAAUCAGUGUGAUAGGAGGGGGGAAAAAGACAUUUUAUAGUAGUUUUUAUGUUUUUAUGGAAAACAGUAUCAUUUGCCUUUUUAAUUCCUUUUCUCUCACUUCCACCCGAAGGCCAGAAGGUGGUGAGGUGGUGAGGGGUGGAGCUAGAAAAGCCGUAGCCUCUUCGUGUGUUGUUUCCGUUGCUGUUGCUAUCGCUGUUUUAUAUACUGCAUGUGUUCACUAAAAUAAAGUUGGAAAACUAACGUCUCGCUGGACACAAUUUGCUGUCGAGCCACGUGCCUGUCACUACUGGUCUGUACUCUUUGGAUUGGCUUUUUUUUUUUUUUGUAUUUUGUAUAAAGUAAAAAGAAAUAAAAGUGUUCCGAGUAGUAAAAAUUUAAA
Messenger RNA from Rattus norvegicus (Norway rat), 2209 nucleotides. It is a transcript of the gene Serpine2, whose product is annotated as serpin family E member 2. Gene Ontology annotation, biological process: multi-multicellular organism process; negative regulation of blood coagulation; negative regulation of proteolysis. The record is from RefSeq and is a predicted model, not a curated record. Gene Ontology annotation, cellular component: extracellular region. Gene Ontology annotation, molecular function: serine-type endopeptidase inhibitor activity; heparin binding. NCBI's taxonomy places the organism in Eukaryota, Metazoa, Chordata, Mammalia, Rodentia, Muridae.